AUGAUUUCAAAUAACAACUCCAGUUGUUCACAACAAACUAAGUUUAAUCUUGUUCAAGUGAAGGGAACAUGGAUUCGACAAAGUGACCAGUUCCAGCUGGCAGAGGGAAAGUUAUCAGAUGCUAAAAUCUAUGAGAACAAGUCAGAACAUGGGGUUUCCUGGACAGUGGUCAGCCCUGUUGUGUUCACCUACAGAGUUAUUCAGUGCAAAAACACACUGGAUCCCACGAAUGACACACUGCUCUGGGGUCACUUAGGAGAAGAGGAACUUAAACACACCUUAAGUAACUGCAAACCACCGAAGCGAUUUGUUGUCAUUGAUGAAAAUGUCAAUAAGCUGUAUGGCUCCCAGGUUUCUCAGUACUUUAAAGCCAGAGGGGUCGUUUAUAAGAUUCUCCCUCUGCCCACCACUGAAGAGAACAAGUGUAUGGAGUUAGUGACCAAGAUCCUGGAGGAAGUUCAUGAGUUUGGUAUCGACAGACGCUCCGAGCCAAUCGUAGCCAUCGGCGGUGGAGUUUGUCUGGAUGUGGUGGGCUUGGCGGCAUCUCUCUAUCGCCGAAGGACCCCCUAUAUUCGAGUGCCGACCACUCUACUUUCCUAUAUUGACGCCAGUGUAGGGGCAAAAACAGGAGUCAACUUUGCCGGCGGGAAAAACAAGCUGGGAAGUUAUGUCCCACCAGUGGCAGCCUUCUUGGACUGCUCAUUCUUCCAAACUCUCCCACCACGUCAGAUCUCUAAUGGGAUGGCAGAGAUGUUAAAGAUGGCUCUGAUGAAGCACCGGGGCCUGUUUGAGUUGAUGGAGACUGAGGGCAGGAAACUGCUGCAUACCAAACUGCAGGUUUGCGAGACCAGUCCUGAACAGGAAGACAGCGCCACAGCCACCAUCCGCAUCGCUAUAGAAACCAUGCUUGAGGAACUGGCUCCUAACUUGUGGGAGGAUGAUCUGGACAGGCUGGUGGAUUUUGGUCACCUCAUCAGCCCAGAGUUAGAAAUGAGAAUAUUGCCAGCACUGCUUCACGGAGAGGCAGUCAACAUCGAUAUGUCCUUCAUGGUAUAUGUGGCCGUCCAAAAGGGACUUCUCACAGUAGAUGAGAAGAAUCGUAUUAUCCAAUGCAUGCUGAGUAUGGAGCUUCCUGUGUGGCACCGGGACUGCACUCUGGAGCUGGUGCAGAAAUCCCUUAAGGAGCGUCUGAAGCACUCUGCUGGCUCUCUGAGGAUGCCUCUUCCCACAGGAUUGGGAACUGCAGAAAUCUUUCAUGGUAUGAUUGGUGAUGGAAUUCUUUGCCAAGCCCACAAGAAAUGGACUGAUGAGCUUUCUUCAUCAGGAGGCAAAUGA
Messenger RNA from Pelmatolapia mariae (spotted tilapia), 1335 nucleotides. RefSeq names its product 2-epi-5-epi-valiolone synthase-like. Gene Ontology annotation, biological process: antibiotic biosynthetic process. The transcript has 5 exons. The record is from RefSeq and is a predicted model, not a curated record. Lineage: Eukaryota; Metazoa; Chordata; Actinopteri; Cichliformes; Cichlidae. Bases 1 to 1335 code for a protein of 444 amino acids. Gene Ontology annotation, molecular function: 3-dehydroquinate synthase activity.